Molecule: messenger RNA, 1967 nt
Organism: Penaeus indicus
Lineage: Eukaryota; Metazoa; Arthropoda; Malacostraca; Decapoda; Penaeidae
Product: histone-lysine N-methyltransferase 2D-like
Exons: 2
Coding region: 160-1683 (507 amino acids)
Source: RefSeq, a predicted model, not a curated record
AUCAGCUGUUUAAUCCACGAAGGGAACAUUGAACUCUCUAUUUUAGUCCAUUUUGUUUCACGAGGGACUCAAAUCUAGCAUUUCUGUCGGUAGAAAAAUUCUCCAAUAUACAGGGAACACUCAGACACAGGCGGGGUGUUGCAUUUCCUCCUGUGGACAAUGAACGAGAAGGAGUCACAUGAGAAUGAGACAGAAGAGACAGGUAAUGGUGAAAGACAGCCUCAGACAGAGCAGCAGCAGCAAGAGCUACAACACCUACAACAGCAACAGCAACUACAGCAGCCACUGCAACAGCUACAACCACAGCAUCAACACCAACAGCUGGAGCAAGAGGAAAGAACAGCUUUGUUGGAGGAUGGAAGACUACAAGAGGACACACAGCCACAAGAGGUGUUACCGAUCCACAAUUCAAGUGACGUGGGCCCUGAAGGCCCCAAGGAACCUGGAGGGCCCAUCAGGAAACCAGGGUUUAGAAGUAAGUCUGGCAUUGGCCCUCCCCCUCGUCCAUUUAAGAAAGCUAGGUAUGCCUGGGAGAUCAAGAACUAUGAGCAUACUUUAAAUAAUAUGACUCAGAACCUAGGUGAAUGUUCAACAGAUCUACAAGAUGAUAGUCAAGAUUCCCAUUCUAGUGAUGUGAAUAGUGAAGGUAGUCAGGAAGAUGGUGUGAUAGACCCCCGUGAGGCUUUACCUACUGUCGGCCUUGACAGGGCAACAUUUCUAGACCCAAGAGCAAGGCAAUUACCUGGCCCUUUAACCCCCAUUAUGCCAGCACCCUAUCCCACAACAUAUGGUAUGAUGGCAGCUCCUCCUCCCCCCGAUGCGAGCUUACGGCCCGGAGACUGCUUAAAGGAUAAUCAGCGUGUUCCACCUGACCCUGAUGCAGGUAUUUUAAGGUGGCACACCAGACAGUUGUGUCGAAGCAUAUUUGAUAAUACAGUUAAUCGAAUGCUGGAGAAUAUGGGUUUCUCGCCAGUAACGGAAAGAAGCCAGGGUAUACACCCUUUAUUAGUAUUAAGCCUAAGUGAUGAUGAUGAGCGGGAAGCAGAGGAAGCACAGCAACGUGCAUUAGAAAAUGAAGCCCUUACGGCAGCAAUGCACCAGAAAGGGCUUUUUCUACCACCGUAUCACUAUGAUCCUUUAGAAAGUGGCACAACUACAGACUAUGACUCCUCAGAUGAUGACAGUGAUCUCGGGGAGGAUCCUGGGCCAGAUGAUCUACCAAACGAAACCCACUUGCAAAUGUCACAUAUGAUCAGUAGACCCUUGCCUCGUGUACCAGCCAUGUCGGCCAUGACAACUAUGACUGGCAUGCCAGCCACCCCCAUCAUACCAACUGCACAAAUGGCUCCUCCCAGUACACAACCCUCAUCCCCACACCCAAUUCCGCCCCACCGGCCACAAGAGCCUGACUGUGAUUUAGACAAGCACGCCUGUGAUGCAGCUGUACCUAGGAAAGAUAAGAGCAGUGGGGAAGAAGAAGCGGUCAUAGAUAACAACAAAAACUCUGUAGGGGACCACAGCAGCUGCCCUGAAGUGGAUAGUGAGAGCAGAAGUGAUGCAGUUAGAAGGCAAGCAGACACUCCUAGCAAAGCGGAAAAUGAGAACAACAACGAUAAAUAUUUUGUAGACCAAGCCAUUGAAAUGGCAAUCAAGCAACAAGGCUUGGGUUACCAACAAGCGUGAUGUCCCUGUAGAAUAGCUAGGUCAACAAUUUGCAUUGUUCUGUGCUUUUUUUCUGCCAUCCCUUCCUGUGAGUGUUGAAUGUGUGAGGUUAGACUAGUUUCUUGCUGGACAUUGAGAAAAGAAAAUGUUAUUUCUAGAUAUGUUAACUGUCAACUGUCAUAAUAUAAUGCUUUUUACAAACUGACUUCGGGAAAUUCUUUGCAGAUGAAGUCAGGGCAUCCAGUGACUUCAUGCUAUACUUGUAUUUCCUAGUCUUUUCAAAGUCAUAAAUUAUGUUUAAUUUG